UUGAUGCAGUAAAAGACCUAACACCCACUGGUAAAAUUAGAAGACCUUCUUAUAAAAUUGUAGUAAGUUGGAUCAAGGCUUCAUGGGAAGCGAUUGAUAUUGAUAACUUGAUCUUUGAUUAUGAUCAUUUAAACCAGCAAAUAAGUUAUGCUGACGAUGAGGUAGAAGUAUCAAAUGACGAAAGUCAAGAAAUAGUUAAUGAUCAGGGUAUGGUUAAUGAAGAUCAAGACAUGAUUAAUGAGGAAGAUGGUGACAAUUAUUAUAACGAACAAGAAAUGAAUUAUUGUAACGAACAAGAAAUGAAUUAUUGUAAC
Dentiscutata erythropus is the source of this 314-nucleotide messenger RNA. NCBI's taxonomy places the organism in Eukaryota, Fungi, Glomeromycota, Glomeromycetes, Diversisporales, Gigasporaceae. The record is from the annotation of a GenBank genome assembly.